GCUACUGGGUCCUGGGGCAGCCGUUAUCUCUGGCUCCCUUGAAUGAAUGUGAGAGUGAAAGAGAGCAGGUGUCUGAGAGAGAGGCUGUGGCAGCGAAAGUCGUUUAGAGAGAGAUUGGGCGCGAUUGUGAGAGAGAAAGAGAGAGAGAUUGAGUAGAGUGUAGAGGAAGGAUAUCGAAGCGAUUUGAAGAGGGGAUUUGUUUGGGAUAGGGAGGGGGGAGGUGGUUGGGAUUGGUUUUCGUUUCUGUGAGUUUUUAGAUUUUGUUUUUCUGAUAGCGUUAGAUUUCGUUAGAUUGUAGUUAGAUUGAGUUAGGUUUCUUGGGUUUCAAAGUAUUCGUUGGAGAGGGAGGUAUUGGGAUGGGGUUGGGGUUUGUCUGUUUUAGUUUGGGGAGUUUUGUUUUUUGUUGUUCUUUUUGAGUUAGUUAGGUGUUAGUGUUGCGUUAGUGUUGGAAAUUUUUAUCGUCGAGGAACAGCGAUCCUGCUGAUUAUGUUGCGCAGGAUCCGAAGCUUCUUUUCCAGGAGGAGCAGUCGGGUGGCCCCCCUGGAUGCCCCAGCGGAGCCCACAGCCUCCAAGCCAGCUGCCCGCCCCUGUUGGUGGUGCAUCUGUGGGAGGAAGAACCAGGUGGCCCCUGCUCCCACCGUGCUGCCUCCCUCGCUGCCGCCAGUUGGGGAGAGCAGCGAGCCCGGGCCGUCAGCGCCCCCCGUGCAGGAUGCUGGAGCUUCCACCCCCUGCCAUCUCAUUCACGCCAGGCUGCAGAGGGUACAUCAAGCCAGAACGCUGAAAGAAGGAGGAGGAGGGAAGGAGCGGAGGGGCAGGAUCACUUUCCUGAUGGCCCUGAUCCAGGCCUGCCAGGAAGCCAUAAGGAGGGGGGAGCAGCGCCUUCCGUUUUCGAAAGGGCUGGCCGCCCAGGCCGUGCUGGAGGAGAUGGCCUACAUCUGGGACGACCCCGUGCCCCACCACCUCUUCUCCCUCUGCACAGAGGCCAUUGCCUCCUUAAGUGGAAUGAAGCCCUGCUUGGGAGCAAAAACAGAACAAAAGCUCAUCUCAGAGUCAAUCUUCUGGAUGAGCCACAUGAUUGGAGGAGAGCCGGAGGAAGACCGAGAAAGCCCGUUUCUGCCCCCGGAGAGGUCCAUGAGGAGGAUGCUGCAAGCAAUGCUCGCUGAAAAGCCCACUCUGACCCACCUCAUCAGGAUUGCUAAAGCCAUUGAUGCUGAGAUGUUCAGCGAGGAUGAGGAGGAGGCAGCCAUGGCAGAGAACGUUGGCUUCUUACUGCUCAACAUGGCCAUUGGGCCCCCUUUCUACUUUGAGGCAGAGCAGAUCAAGCCACUCCUGCCACUGGGCAUUCGCAGGGUGGGCCGAACAACAUCCAGGGACAAGGGCGAUGGGAGCCAUUCCUCCGAUGAAGGGGACACAGCACUGCAAGAAGCGGGUUGCCCAACUCCGCCAAGAAGAGGCAGAGCAGCUCAAGCGGGAGAGAAAGUAGCGAGAGGUAGAGCGCCCUCUGGAGGAGGAGCAGCGCCUUCACCCAAAGCAGCAUUGACAGGAGCAAGAGAUGCUUCCGCCUCAACAGCAACAGCCAGCCGAGCUCCCCUGAGAGGGCUCCACUGUCUUCCCCCCAGGAGAGGAUCCCCGUGUGGUUCUCGCCACCUUGGAAUGGGCUGAGCAGAACCAGGAUCUCCAGGAAGGCAAGUCCAUGAGUGGGGUACCCAGUGUGGUUGUCCAUGGGGAUCUGGCCAAGGGUUGUAGUCAUGUGUCAGAAGGAGGGGAUGUUACCGGAAGCCUGGCUGCUUUGACAUGAAAAAAAAACUGAAUAAUAUCAUGACCUUGGAUGAAGGUUUAUGGACAGAGGGACAGGAAAUGUCUUGUGGGCAGCUGAAAUUGCUGGUCAAUGGAUGUUUCUCAAAGGGGAGUCUCUGCUCAACUUCCCCAAAUGUCAAGGGGAGAAGGAAAAAGAAGAGGAAUCACAGGAACCUGGACAUAGGCUGACCUGGUGGCUUUAUGCAACAGAUGACCAUGUGGUUCAGUGGUCACAGACUAUGGGGACUUUGGGCUCCAAGUGGCAAAGGUGGUCCUGGACGCUGCAAGAGUCACAGAUGCGGGUCCAGCAUGUGCCUGGCAAAGAAAACACCCUCAAGGAGUUUUCUCUGUCUGGAGAGGGGGAAUCUCAGCCUGGAAGGAUGGCCUGGACGUGGCCCACAAGUACCCUCAGAAGACAAGCGCUGAAAUCCUGGAAGGGCCAGGCAGUAUUGAGCCCCAGACCUCUGCCGAGAGCAGGACAAGAGACUGCCCAUCCAGCAAGCCAGACGCCGAGAAGAGAGAGAAUCCAGAGAACUCUGUGUAGGGACCAGUGUAGGGUGUUAGGGUAGUAGGUGCGUUUCUUUCCAACCUUUUAUUUUCCCUGGUAUGUUCUUUUGGUAGGUUUGUUUUGAGUUUUCAUUUUUGCUGCAAAGUAAUGCUUUAAUUGAACUGGUUUUUUUAAAAAAUAAACUUUCUUAUUCUAUCCAGA
This is a messenger RNA of Hemicordylus capensis (graceful crag lizard), 2506 nucleotides long. RefSeq lists its product as uncharacterized. Lineage: Eukaryota; Metazoa; Chordata; Lepidosauria; Squamata; Cordylidae. The transcript has 10 exons. The coding region runs from base 487 to 1662 and encodes 391 amino acids. The record is from RefSeq and is a predicted model, not a curated record.